AUGUUCAGCACACUCAGACUCGAAAUGACCAAGCGCAUCCACGCCAAGACCACCACCCACUCCACCUCUGAAGCCUUCAACGAAGCCCAGAGACACAAGCAAGAGGCCGCCUCCACCAACUUCCCCCAGACUUCCCCAGUCAAUUGUUCCAUUGCGGUGGUUCCUAGACCCCGCCGCAAGACCGAACCGCCAAACUUCCCUACAGAAAUCGCCCAAGCUGCCCUGGAACCAGUGCCCGGUUGGGCUUGUGACCAGAUAGCAGAGGUGAGCCGCCUUUGCGAAGGCAACACCGAAAUGGCCCUUCACGAGGCGUACCUUAGAGCGAUUGAGAAGGACCCCAAAUGCCAGCUUCCAGAGCUCGUGAAGGAAAUCGCCUACAUGGUUUACUGUGGGAACCGUUCGCAGGUGCACCCCAGAGAGACCUUUUCCCAUCACUGGGAUGCUCUUCUGGAGCACCUCCCAUAUCCCGAGAACUACAACUCGCAACCUUCUUCUGCUUUGCCAUAUCCUGCAAACUACAACUCUCAGGUUCCGCCAUACCCUGCAAUGUACAACUCCCAGGUUUCUUCUGCUCGUGGCUUCUCCGCUGCCUUCAGCGUUGAGACCCCACAUGCCACAAACAGAAACGGCCCAAACGAAACCCCCACUUUGCCCUCGCCCUUCCCAACCACCUCCCUCCCCGGCCAAAAUCUUCCCCUUUCUGGCCAAAACACCGCCGCCGCAAGCUCAAUUCCGCUUUUUGAAGCCUCUUUGACCGACCCAUCGGUCUCUUUCGCAGCCAAACCGGCACCUCUGGCGCCAGGUUUUGUGGCCCGCUGGCGCGCCCGCUUUACCCACUUUACCGCCUCUGUCCGCGAAGAUUGGGCCUACCGCCGGCACCAGCGAAGAACCGCCAGAGAACUCAAAAAACAGCACAAAAAGCUCCGCAAGAUGGAGGCGGAGCGGCUGCUUGAAGAGACUGUUUGCCGGGCACGUGCCGCCGCUUUUGAGCAGGUUCAUGCCAAUUUGGAGCGAGAUGCCGCCGAAAAGAAGCACCUUCAGCAGCAGCAGGCGGGCCAUUCGCAGCGGGCCGUUUUCGCUGCUCAGGCCCAGCGCAGGGUGUAUGCGGCCUGGCGCCAUGCGGAAAGAACCAGAGCGAAGGAGCACAAAAACGAAGGGAGGAGCAAGAAGAGGGAAGCAAAAAAGCAGAAGAAGGAUCUGAAGAAGGUUUCUGAAAAGAGAGUUUUGGAAAAUCCCUCGAAGAACGAAUUGAAAAAGACUCCUUCCAAGGAAAGCAGUUCAGGCGAGUCGCACAAAAGCACCAUUUCGCCCAGGAGCCUGCGCUCCACUGCCGCAACCUCGCGGUGUCUGGUAUGCCACCGCCAUAAGGCCAAGAAUUGA
This is a messenger RNA of Candidozyma pseudohaemuli, 1380 nucleotides long. RefSeq lists its product as uncharacterized. The transcript has a single exon. Bases 1 to 1380 code for a protein of 459 amino acids. The record is from RefSeq and is a predicted model, not a curated record. Lineage: Eukaryota; Fungi; Ascomycota; Pichiomycetes; Serinales; Metschnikowiaceae.